GCUGGCUUGGACAACUCCUACUGUUUGCACAGAUGAGUUUGUCUGGAACGAAACCAGAGGAGAAACGGCGUCCAUCAAUAGAUGAAUCCAUUUACCUGACUCCUGAUUUUUCAAAGACAAACAAGCCCUUAAGCAUCCCUGCAGGUCACCCUACGGCUCUGGGUUCCUCAUAUCUUGGUUCUCUGGACAAGGCAGUUAGAACGUAUCAGAACCCUAUGGCAUUAAAGGUUCUUCUUGGCAUAACUGCCUUGUGCUUGGGUUUAACCCUGGCUGGUCUUGGUACUUUGGGACAUUACUACUUGGAGAAACAGAGCCAGUUUGACCUGCUGAAGGCACAGCAUGCAAACAUCUCAAAGCAACUUGACGUCAUAAAAAGUCGGGGUUGCACUCCAUGUGCAGAUGGCUGGAGGAGCCACAGUGACAAGUGUUAUUUCUUCUCCUUUGACCUGAUGAACUGGACACAGAGCCGAGAUGAGUGUGUCUCACAUGGCGGCCAUCUUGUGAUCAUUAACGAUCAAGAAGAGCAGAUCUUCCUCUCCUCUGAAACCAAGGAGCCCCAUUGGAUCGGCCUGAAUGACCUGGAAAAUGAGGGACAGUGGAUGUGGAUGGACAACACCCAGCUCACCAGAGCAUCUCCACAGUACUGGUAUGAAAGGUCUUAUGGAAAAGAUGAACCAGAUAAUUGGAUUAUGGAGGAUUUGCUUGGACAGGACUGUGCUUGUCUCGGAGACGGAGAUAUCCCAACUAAUGUUUGGUUUGAUGAAAACUGCAAGAAACUGAAAAGAUACGUGUGUGAAACUAUUGCUGUCUCACAAGAUAGAUAUAAUGUUUGCUAAUGAUGUAUUUAAAGGUGCCAUGUGUAAUGUCCACCAAAAAAUCAAUUCAUACUCCACAUUCCAUAAAAGAUGGGGGCAGUAU
Messenger RNA from Alosa alosa (allis shad), 918 nucleotides. Its product is annotated as CD209 antigen-like protein C. The record is from RefSeq and is a predicted model, not a curated record. NCBI's taxonomy places the organism in Eukaryota, Metazoa, Chordata, Actinopteri, Clupeiformes, Clupeidae. The transcript has 8 exons. Bases 33 to 836 code for a protein of 267 amino acids.